Messenger RNA from Colletotrichum godetiae, 1308 nucleotides. RefSeq lists its product as uncharacterized. The transcript has 3 exons. Bases 1 to 1308 code for a protein of 435 amino acids. Lineage: Eukaryota; Fungi; Ascomycota; Sordariomycetes; Glomerellales; Glomerellaceae. The record is from RefSeq and is a predicted model, not a curated record.
AUGGAUAGCCGCGACAUCACUUCUCGCGACGGACAUGACGAUACAGAGAACGUCACCCCUCGAGACCCAAAGCAAUUUCGACCCGGCACCUACAACCCCGACUCCGACUCCCAGUUCAAUGUCAUUCCCGAUCUUGACUCUACACCCAUAAGUUACCACCCUGAACGACCACCCAUUUCUCAGGCCAACAGCGUUGCCUCAUCCUCUUUAGCAAGCUAUGCCAGCGAUCUUUCGCUCGGCUCGGGCCCGGGGACCCCAACCAAGAAGCGCCGACGACAGUCGAGUCCCCGGAAACAGACCGUCCUCAUGGCCAUGGAGAAGGCUGUCGAGUCUGUAAGCUUCGACAGUGAUGCCGAGCUCCCACCUGCAGUAGAUGAUAUCGUGUCGCGGAUCGAAGAGCUGGCCAGGGGCGAAGGAAUCAUUUCGCACACGGAGAAGGAAACACUCAAUCAACAACGUGGAGCAUCUCGCCGAUUCAGAUGGAUCAAAGAAACCUCUUUUGCCCGGCCGCCGUCCGGCCAAGCCGAAUCAACCCGCGACGAACUCGGACCGACACCCACUCUUGAGAGGGUGAACAAAAUCUGGACAGACGCGGACGACUGUCAGAGCUUCCAGCACUUUGAGAUGCAGUGGAAUUGCGCUGUUCAUUUCAAAAUCCUCGAGAUGGCGCUGGCGCACUUUCAACACCUUGGCUUCUGCAUCUGCACUGGGGUUCAAAUUCAUCCAAACUACACUCGCGGCGCGAAAGCCUCCCAUCAUAACAAGAAAGUCGACUUCUGCGUCUUCGUCAACGAACAGUCCCCGGAGCUCACGCGAGCAGCUCUUACCUCCCCCUUCCAGUCCAUCAACCAUACCGAGUACCCUGCACUGCUCGAGCGCCCGAUCGCUCUGUCCCUUGAGACCAAAGUCACUGGGCAGGACUGGGCCGAGGCCUUCAACCAGAUCAGCGUCUGGCUCCUCGCUCAGUGGGAUGCCUUGGACGAUCUCGUAUUGCGUACGCGAUCACGGGGCAAUCCUGCAUCUAACAGUGUUCGUUCUGGCAAUGCUUACGACCCAAAGCCUUCUGCUGCUGCUGCGGCUGGGUUGGUCUUUUUACCGGGCAUCGUCGUACAAGGACACGACUGGUAUUUCGUUGCCAUGACACGGUCUGCGGCGGGCAAAUCUCGGCUGUACAGUCGAGUCCUGUGCGGAUCCACCCAAAAGACAGAAGGGGUAUACCAGGUCGUUGCAGUGUUGCAGUUGCUCGGCAGGUACAUUGAAAACGAGUACUGGCCGUGGUUCCAGCAGACCAUUCUCACUGAUAUCUGA